CAGAUUUUUCUUCUUAGGACGAGCGUUUCGAGAUUUAGGUAGAUAGUGUAGUCACUAGCUAGGUGUAAUGUUAUCAUAUCUUAAUCGUAGAAUAUAUUGAGUUUACUGUGGGUUUUGAACGCAUGGAUGAGAUCUGAUACCACUUCUUGCCUAUAGCUUUGCUGAGACAAGGCAUACUGUUGUUUAGCUGUCUCAUUAACAAGGCAGAUUGUGUUGAUGUUUUGAAACUUGAGCGAACUUGAGUGGUGACUUACAGCAAUGGAAAAAGUGAGAAAAAUCUUAGUGCAUCUAUCGAAGGAAAAUUCCGCACCCCAAUGUGCCCGCUUCAUACAGAGUAUAACAGGACAUUUCGCGGGUUGCCAAGACGAUCAGGCGAAAGUUUGCUGUUCUCUCGAAAACAAUCGCUUCCUCUUGUUCGGGCAGGAGAACGGCAGAGGGAGGACGGUAGUACCACUCCAGAGGGCGCCUUUCUGCCCAUUCAAGUACUUGUCAAACACAGAAGCUUCUACGCUCCCGUUAGACAUCAAGAACCGUGGUGUGGAUGUGGGUGUAGCAGUUCUGCUGCAGUCAACCAAUCAGAAGGUGCUGCUGACCCGGAGAGCGGCGAACCUGAGAAUUUUUCCCAAUGUGUGGGUCCCACCUGGUGGCCACGUGGAGCUGGAUGAAAGGCUGCUUGAUGCAGGGCUCAGAGAGCUGUGGGAGGAAACGGGUCUGAAACUGGCCCCAGAGGAGGUUUCAUCUCAGCUGCUUGGGCUCUGGGAGUCAGUGUACCCUCCCAUGCUAUCAAGAGGGCUGCCACAGAGGCAUCACAUUGUCACUUACAUCCUUCUACACACCUCCCUCACACACCUACAGCUUCAGGCUGCUUUGCGCCCUCAGCCUGCAGAGGUCAGUGGCUGUGUGUGGGUGGAUGCUGAUUUGGUCAAAGCCAUUGUGUCUGCAGUAGAUGGAGAAGAGCAUUCUGUGAGCCUGCCAGAAAACCUGCCACAGACUGUGAGUGUGUAUGAGGUGUCCCCGGAAGGAGGACUCAAUAAAUCGGUUCUGCCUGUGUCCGUUCUGUGCAACCGGGCUCCAGCAGAGGGGGAAGAUGUGGAACGAGUAAGCACCGGUACCAAGUUCGCCCUGGAGCUGUGGCUGAAAACUUUGGAGGUGCAGUCGCAAGUCAGCAGCAAGUGAUAGCGACACUUGCAUGACGAUCUCCUGACUCUCUGAGUCAGCUUGGAUUCAGGUGAAUUCAGGUCCACCCAUACACUGUAGCACACUGUGACUUUGGGAGCGCAUCAGCUGCGAUGGACAGAUUUAUGUGAUUAACAUAUGAGUAACUCUAACAACCUGCUACAGAAUGAAAGAAAUCUGUAACAACCAGCUACAGAUUUUCAGAUCCUAGACGGGAAUGUCGCAUUCAAUCACCUUGAAUUGAUUUACAGAUUAAGAAAUGAAUCAUUCAGGAAUUUAAGCUAUUUAAGUUCGAAAGCCAUUUAAGAUGUCAGUUAACUUUGACUAGUGAUGCACAACUGAAAAUGCUUUUUACCUCGGUGUAUGUGUGCACCUAUGAGCCACAAGGGGGCAGAGUGAUCAGGGAUUAAAUGGAAAGGCAAAUGUCAAACAAGACAGUUGUUUAAAUCAGACUAGAAUAUAAUGCCAUGUGUUAUAUGUUGAAAUACAUUUUUGUAAUGUUUACAUUAUUUCUUCCAUGCUCUUCUCAGAAUAUCCUGGGUGCGAGGAUGAAUGUCUGUUCUUAUGCACUGCAUUUUGUUCAUGUGAAGAAACAAGCCUAAAACAAAUUAUAACUCAGGCUGACUCAUUUUUGCUAAUUUUCUGAGUUAAUGACAGGUAUUAACUGAUUCCAUGCCUUGAUUCCAUGUUCUGUGCCUUCACAGAUUUAUUGAUACAUUUUACAUUGAUUUCACCCAAUUUACAUAUAUAUAUGCGCUUCUCCACUUGGCUGAAAAAUGAUGAUUUUUUUGAAGGAAUUCAUUUCUGAUUAGUCAUUUAAAACAAUCUUUGUUGAUAUUUAUUUUGUGCCAUCUGAGUAGAGAUAUUCCUAUAGAUAGAUUUUGGUGAAGUAGUGGUGAUGUUGGUAUAGUAACCACCUUAAGAACCAAAGUAACUAAAAGCAUGUUUACCCAAUAUCAGGAUCUCAGUUGUGUGUGCUUUGUGAGAAGGUGAUUUGUGUGGCGGUUAUUAAAAACCUUCAGAAUGUUAAUGGUAUUUAGAGUGUCUCUACUGGAGUUUACAUUUUUCUCUUGCAGCCAUCAAAAGUCUGCCCCACUCCAUCAGUUCCAUUAAUCUGAGCAUGUAAAACCAAGUGGCUAUUGCAUUUGUUGAUACAAGUAGCUAUUAUGCAUUUUCAACAGUGUAUUGUGUUAGUUUUGAAAGAAGUUGGAGAGGAUUGAAUUCCUAAAUGUGUUAUCAUUGAUCCAUCUUAAAACAAUUACGCUCUGAUAUACCACCACAUAAUGGAGUGUGAUUUUAGGGCAGCCUGUA
Megalops cyprinoides (Indo-Pacific tarpon) is the source of this 2487-nucleotide messenger RNA. It is a transcript of the gene nudt17, whose product is annotated as nudix (nucleoside diphosphate linked moiety X)-type motif 17. Gene Ontology annotation, molecular function: NADH pyrophosphatase activity. Gene Ontology annotation, biological process: NAD+ catabolic process; NADP+ catabolic process. The coding region runs from base 259 to 1176 and encodes 305 amino acids. NCBI's taxonomy places the organism in Eukaryota, Metazoa, Chordata, Actinopteri, Elopiformes, Megalopidae. The record is from RefSeq and is a predicted model, not a curated record. Gene Ontology annotation, cellular component: cytosol. The transcript has 8 exons.